This is a messenger RNA of Monodelphis domestica (gray short-tailed opossum), 7028 nucleotides long. The record is from RefSeq and is a predicted model, not a curated record. NCBI's taxonomy places the organism in Eukaryota, Metazoa, Chordata, Mammalia, Didelphimorphia, Didelphidae.
AGGUGGGGGCGGGAAGGAGGAGAGCUGGGGUUGGAGGGAGAGAGAAACCCUGGGAGAAGAAGAAAGUCCUCUCGUAGCGUUGUAGAAAGUGAAGCAUGGUGCCUGGAGGAAGGUUUACGGGACCGAAGUGGGGGAGAUUUUAAACCAUUGCCUUCUUGGAUUAUGUGGGGUUCUUGGUACUGAAGCAUAGUGGUUUGGUCAGAGGUAGCAGAAUGGAAAAAUCGAUUCCAGGCAAAUACGGUGUCAAAAAGGACCAGUCACUAAAUUCCAAGUAACUUCCAGAUCCAGAAACCACAAACGGCUCCCAGAACAGAUUGUCUUCUUGGUGAACAAAAUGGUGCUUACUGCCAUCUUCUAUAUGAUUCGUUUAGAACAUGCAUGAAGAUCAUUACACUGGGAACAUCUUUUGCCUUUGGAAAAGGAAAAUAUCACUUAAAAAAGAAGAGAUAAAACAAUUGCUCUUCAAGACUGCAUGAUCCAAAGCACAACUCUACCGGCCACCGUUGGACAAAAGCUUUCUCUUUUCUCCCUCACAGCUAAUGGUGCAGUAGUACAGAUGGAUCGCAACAGAGAGGCAGAAAUGGAAUUGAGAAGAGCUUCUAGUCCCAGCAAAGCCAAUAAGAGCAAUGAGGUGGAUGGAGACAGGUCUCUAUGCCACAGCUGCUGCAUCUGUGGCAAAAGCUUUCCCUUUCAGAGCUCCCUUUCCCAACACAUGAGAAAACACACUGGGGAAAAGCCAUACAAAUGUCCUUACUGUGACCACAGAGCUUCCCAAAAAGGCAACUUGAAGAUUCACAUUCGGAGCCAUCGUACGGGAACUCUGAGUCAAGGACAUGACUCGGAGAUGGGAGAGGCUCAGCUCGGAGAGAUGGGAGUGUCUGAGGGCCUCGAUGGGUGCACUAGUCCCACCAAGAGCACCUCCGCCUGCAACAAGAUACUCAACGGGGCUACCCAGAUAGAAAACAGCAAAAUCCUGCUGAGGAGCAGCAAGAAAGAGGCAGGGCCUGACGCCCCUGCUGCCGAAGAGGACAAGGUCUCCACGUUCCAGUGCACCUUCUGCAAAACCAAGUUUGAGAGGAAGAAAGAGCUUGAACAGCACAUACAUCAGGUCCACAAGCCAUACAAAUGCAGGCUGUGCAACUACAUGACCUUGAGAGAGGAGACUCUGCUGAACCACAUCGAGAAGGACCAUAUCACGGCUCAGAUUCCCAAUGGGGAAGCCUUUGUGGAGAAUGGCAAGAGUGAGCUCAGCCCUGGGGAAUUUCCUUGUGAAGUCUGUGGUCAGGCAUUCAGUCAAACUUGGUUCCUUAAAGCUCACAUGAAGAAGCACAGGGGCUCCUUUGACCACGGAUGCCACAUUUGUGGCAGGAGAUUUAAAGAGCCUUGGUUUCUCAAAAAUCACAUGAAAUCUCAUGGCCCCAAAACCGGGAACAAAAACAAACCAAAAAGUGAUCUGGAUCCCAUCGCGACUAUCAAUAACGUGAUUCAGGAGGAAACCAUUGUGACGGGCUUGUCCCUCUAUGAAGUUUGCGUCAAGUGUGGGAACUUGUUUACAAACCUGGAGAGCUUAAAGGUCCACAAUGCUGUACACCGCAAGGUGGAAGGGAGCCGGACCCUAGAGAAAACCCAAGGCUUACUGACUGGAAGCCUAGACCCAUCGGAAACCCAGCAGUUUUUCUUACAGUGCCUGAAUUUGAGACCAUCUGGAGGAGGAGGAGGAGGAGGAGAUAAAGUUACAAGUGGGCAGUCUGGAAAAAGAGUCGCAGAACUGGAUCCUGUCAACAGUUACCAGGCUUGGCAGUUGGCCACCAAAGGGAAAGUAGCAGAACCCUCAGAAUACCUGAAGUAUGGAGGGUGGGAUGAAGCCUUGGCAGAUGCAGAUGUCACCUAUGACAAGGACAAGAGGGAGUACAUCCUUGUGAGCCAGGAGAAGCGCAAGCGGGACCAAGAUUCCCAGACUUCUGGCAAUCCCAAGAGGAAGACUUUUUCAGGAGGACGCUCAGAUAAGACCGGAGGCAUACAGCCAGGAGACAACUGCUUUGUCGUUCAGGGUGACACCGAUUAUAGACCAUCUUCCCGCCAGAGCCGCAGGGCAACCCAGACUAAUAAGUCAACAGAAUGCUUUGAAUGUGGGAAGAUUUUCCGCACGUACCACCAAAUGGUGCUCCAUUCCAGGGUACAUCGGAAAGAUCGCCGGACCUGCAGCGAGAGUGGGGCCACAGCACAGAGAGAGCGAUACGGCUCCACCAGUGAAGGGGACUCGGGUUCUACUAGCCAGCCCAGCAGUCCUGGGUCUGCUUCAGCUCCUGAGGAUUCUUUGACAUCUGGGAUGGGAGAGGAGGGUGCCGAUGACAGCUUUGAGGAAGGAGCCCCAGAAUCAUUAGCAGGAGGAAAACCACACAAUUGCAACUAUUCUGAAGAGGUUCCUACGGUGCUGCCUCAUGGAGAUCACAGCCGUCAAUUUGGAAAUACUAACAUGCCAGAAAAUAAGGCCAGUGAAUCAAAAUUAGGAAUAGCCAUUUCUGUUCCAAUACUUGAAAAUAACAUCCAAGAUGCAUCUAAAAAUGCUGAACAACACAGAUGUUCCCUUGACUUAAAAAUGCCAGUGUUUCACCGUAACCAAGAGAUUCCAGGCUCUGGUAAUAAUAUUGAUUUUAUUUCAGGUAUGGAUCAGACUUAUUCAGAAAUGGCAGUAGAUCUUCAAGUCUCCUUAGAAAGUCAGGUUAGUCAUCCUAAAGAAAAGUUGUUUGAUUUGCACAACAAGGACUAUCCUGGGGGAGGAAAAAAGGUGAUGAUGACAGCACCAGACCUGAUUCCACUAGAUUUAAGCGAGAAAUCCACAAGAGACGAUUCCAGGAAUAAGGAUAUCGCUUCAUCCUUGCAGGCCGCUUUGAUUGUCCACCCGUGUCCUUAUUGUAACCACAAGACUUACUACCCAGAAGUUCUGUGGAUGCACAAAAGAAUCUGGCACAAAGUGAGCUGCAACUCUAUGGCACCUCAGUGGAUCCAGCAAAAUGGUUACAAGGGUAUCAAGAAUAGCGUGGUAUUUCUUACCAGAAGUGGACGCACCGGACCCCCACCUGUUCUUGGGGGAAAAGACUGUCAGCCCUUGCCCAUCGCCCGAUUCACUCGCACCCAGGGCCCCAGUGGCUUGUCAGCAUCCAAAAGCGGCUCCCCUCUUGGGGUCCCAGCGAAGCCAGCUAGUAUGCCUAAGAAUAAGGACAGCUAUUCGGGUGGCACCUCCGAGCCAUGGGCGUCAGGUCCUGAUGGGUAUCGACAAACCAAAAUGACCCACACCCAAGAGCAAUACGGUUCAGCCACACACUCGCCGCAGCUGAAACCCAAGUAUGAAACCAACUCCAAACUGGUGCAUGCAGGCAGCUAUAGCCGAAGUGUGACGCCCACCCAGACGGUCAUAUCGAGGGCAAACAACCAGCUCGCUAGCAGCAAGCAGGCAGAGAAAUACUUGAUUUCCCCCGUCGGGGCCAGCUUGACCACCUCGAAUAAACACUGUUCCUCUGACUCCAUGAAGGCCAAAUUCAACCUUCAGCCUCAGUAUCAGCCUCUGUGUAAAACUGAGCAUUAUUUGAAACCUGAAGGUCCCUCCCUGUCUCCCCGGGAGCCCCACAGCAAGGCUGCACAGGAGCUGAGGACACUGGCCAACUGCAGCGUGGGAUCCAGGGGAAGCCCGGUGAUGCAAGCUCAGGCCACGGGCACAGGUGCUCCCUCCGUUUUACACCCCCUCAAACAAGAGCCAGCGUCCGAGGGACACGACAAACGCCUGGACAUUCUAAACAUUUUCAAGACGUACAUUCCAAAGGACCUUGCUACGCUCUACCAGAGCUGGGGUGCUAAUGGCCCUGCCUUAGAACAUAGAGGAAUGCUGCGGACGCAAGGCCGCCCAGGAGAACUCAUCUGUAUAGAAUGUGGGAAAGGCUUUACCCAGCCUAAUCACCUAAGGACCCAUAUGCGGUCUCACACAGUGGUAUUUGAAUCUAAUGGACUCCGAGAGACUGAAGUUCACACCACCUCUGCAGAUGCCCCUAAACAAGGGAGAGACCAUUCUAAUUCGGACAUUACCCAUACAGUGCCUCUCAGAAAGGGAACCUAAACACACAUGCCCAAUGUGUGCACCAAGAACCAUUUAACCAAGAGUUAACAGUAACCUGACUGAUGGUUAACAACAGCCUCCAAAUAGUGAUCCAGACAGCCCUGCCUGGAAGACUUCCCUAUAGACCCUCAAAUCCUUAGAACCACUGUGCUCGAAUGGAAACUCAAGGGAGAUGCCUCAAUAUUCUUAACCAUUUAAAAAUAAAUGAAAUCUUACAUACCUAAUAUAUAUAUGUAUGUAUAUGUUAUACAUAUACCUUGUGUACACAUGCUAAUCAGUUCCAUGGUUCCAUAUUUCCUUUGUAAUUGACAGUGGGACUGGCAAGCACUGUGACAACACAACGCUCCUACAUCAUUCAAGAUGAGUUUGAGACACUGGAAAACCAAGCAGAACAAAACUGCGUGUUUUGGAGAACGUGACGAAGUUAAGCACUGUAACCAAGAAUCUUCCUGAUGCUCCCGAGGACUCCUCUUUAACCCAAUUUGAACAAACAAAUAGUGGUGGAUUUGAGGGCUGAUGACGUGUUAAUACUUACCACUCCUUGUCAUAGUGGAAAAGCAAACUGAAAAUAGUCCAUAAAGAUUGGAAGGAAGUGGUAUUUUGGUGCUGUGAAAAACCAUGCUUGAUUGAACAGGGAUUGCUAUCGAGAAGACCAUAUUUCUCCAAUUGGUUCUAUUUCAUUAAAAUCUGGGGGCCACUUGCAUUUCCCAUGUGAUCGUUCUAGACGGUUCACCAAGAGUUCUACAUGAAUAUGGAAAUAGAAACACUUCUAUGGAUAUGCUUAUACUCUGCUUUGGACAAGAAAGCUAGUUGAACACUAAGAAAAGCAGGCUUCUGUAUUUUAUUCUCAGGACCUUUUUGUAACAGGGCUACAUUUGGCAAACUGCUCACAAAAGAAGACUGCACGUUUUAACAGCCACUGAAUGCUCCUAAUGUGUACAUGUUUUUAAUAAUAGCAGAAGAAUCUUUGAGCAAAUGUAGGAAACCUAGAUUGCCUAGGGUACUGUAUGCUCUGUAUGCUUCUGUCUUUUUUUUCCCCCCAGCAAUUCAGUUACCCCUUUUCUUUCCUGGGCCUAGUGACAUCCCCCCUUUCAAAAAAAAAAAAAAAGAGAUGACUUACCUUUUUCAUGGUGGCAGGUUAAUAAUGUUCUUAUAAUAUGUCAUGUAUUGUACUUGGUGGUCACUGGUAGUGUUAGGGGGGAAAAUGCUUUAUAUACCUCUUCCUCAGUAACUCUUUCAAAUGCAAGUUUUUCGUGGUGGGGAUUAAGGCACAUAACAAAGGAUCUUAAACCAUGCAGUGUAAGCAAUUAAAAAUGUAUUCCACAGAUAUAAAUAUUUUCUUUCCUUAUUCCUUAUUGCUGUGACACUAUGUGUGAUGGUAAUAUUUCUGAGAGUUUCAGAUUUUUGCACAUAUGAUUUUAUGCAUUAUCAAAAAGUUACUGCUGCCUUGAAAGAAAAUGUUCUGUGAAAUUUUUUGCAAAAGCUUUACUAGGUUUUUUUUAAAUUGUGACAUUUUGUAAAGGCAGGAAAUGGAUUAAAACUAGCAUGCUAAAUAUAUUUUUCAAGAAAAGCAAUAAUUUUACAUGUACAGAAAUUAUCCUAACCUUUAAUACUGGUGAGAGCAAGUUUACUUAAUACAGUAAUGGACUAGUGCAGUUUUUUUGUAGUAAAUGGGCUUCUGAUACAAAGAUUUGUUAAAAAAAAACCCAACAAUAACAAAAAAACCCUAAAAUGUGGUUUUUUCUGUUCUAAUGAUUUAUUGAGUUUUUAUAAUUAUUAUAAUUAUAAUUAUUAUUAUUAUUAUUAGACAAGGUUUGGUUCUGGAUUCUACUUGUUAUUGGUUUUGGAUUACUUGACAGUUCAUCUUAAUUUGCAAUGCUUGCAACAAUGCAAUGUAACUUGCUAGUGUAUUUUUUUUUUACUUAUUUUCCCUCAUAUCCCUACACCAGAUGUGUACCAGAAUUCUCUGUAGUACUGGUAUAAUUAGGAAUGUCUGUGCAAAUACUUAGAAGUGACUGUAAUUGACUGUUUUGUAAAAUUAUUUUGAGUGAAGUUGCAUAGACACAUUCCACUGUUCACCUGUUCUGUUGAUUUCUGUUUGAUCAUCCUUUGGGGUUCACACUAGCGGUAAUUUUUGCCUUUCUGGGUCCUGUUUCCUUGGCUUAAAGUAAAUGGUGACAAUUCAGGAAUGCAUCAAAGCUAGCUUGUAGCCCUGUUUGCUUCUCUAUGUUUUUAGCUAUUAAAAAAAUUAUUCUGUACCCAAAGUGACAAAAAAGUGUAGUGUACAUUUGUGAUUUUUCAGAAGUGAUAUGGAAAAUCCUAAUUAAUAUUUGGAAAUGAAAGCUGCUUCUUGGAGAACCUUCCUUCCUAGAGUGUCUGACAGAGAAAGAAGAGGAAAAUGCUGUCACUUCCAUUACCAGGGUACUAAUCAAGAAAGUUUACAAUCAGAAUUUAGUUACAUAGAGAACAACAGUAGGGGGAAAUCAGUUUAAAUAAUUAUAUGCUGUGUAUGGUGCAGAAAUCAGAUUUUCACUUAAUUAAACAAAUGUGUGGGGGUUGAGGAACCCUCCAAGAAUGCCAACCUCAAAGACAAGCUGUUUUCAGGAAUGAAACUCUGGUUUGUACUUUUCCAUUUAAAAAAAAAAAAGAUUGUUGUUGUAUUGCUUCAUUAAUUCAUUUCUAUGAGUUUGACCAUAGUAUUUAAAAUGCUUUGCGUUCUAUAUUUAUUUAGCAAAUGAUCAGCAUUUUUUAAAAUUGCAAUUUUAGCAUGAUUGAUAUUCUUCUGUAAACCAUCUUCUGACUGUUACAGACUUCCUACUACCUCUACCAGAAUCUACCUUUCCUUGCUAUUUAACAGGAUUUUUUACAGUGUUGCAGCCUAAUGUAACUUAGACAAUAAAGGGUUUGAUUAUCUACA